CAGCAGCGCGAUAGCUGCCGCGCGCCGGACGCGUUCCCGCUCCACGCGCACACCGCCACAGUACGAAGAUGGCGUCGGAGGGAGCCAGCGGAGAGCAGCCUCCUCCGGUCCAGACUCUGGCCACCGCCGUGCUGGGGAGCGUCGACACGAAAUGUGAGUUCAACAUGGACAACCUGAGCAAGCCGGAGCUGCUCACCCUGCUGAGCAUCAUGGAGGGAGAGCUGGAGGCCCGCGACCUGGUCAUCGAGGCCCUGAGGGCCCAGAGGAAGGAGGUGUUCCUGCAGGAGCGGUACGGUCACUACAGCCUGACCGACCCCUUCCUGGCCCUCCAGAGGGACUUUGAGUGCGGGGCCCCUGGAGGAGACAAGGAGCGCCGGCCCCUCGGCUCCAGCCCCAUCUCCGUCCUGGAGGCCGUCAUGGCCCACUGCAGGAAGAUGCAGGAGCGCAUGUCGGCCCAGCUGGCCGCCGCAGAGAGCCGCCAGAAGAGGCUGGAGAUGGAGAAGCUGCAGCUCCAGAGUCUGGAGCAGGAGCACCGCAAGCUGUCGGCGCAGCUGAAGGACGAGCGCGAGAAGAACAAGCACAUCGUCAUGAUGCUGGUGCGCGAGUGCAAGCAGCUCGCCACGCGGGUGGUGGAGGAGUCGCAGCGCUUCGACGAGCUGCAGGCCCGCCUGGACGAGGAGGGGCGUGCCUCCUCCCGGCUGCGGGAGGAGCUGGGCGCCGAGCGGCAGCGCGGCCAGCAGAUGGAGGCCACCAUGGAGAAGCAGCUGUCGGAGCUGGACACGGAGCGGGAGCAGCUGCGCGCCCGGCUGGGCCGCGAGGAGGUCGAGAGCCACAGCCUGCGGCAGCAGGUGGAGCAGCUCAGGACUGAGCGGCGCGACGGGGAGGACGCCGCCGCCGCCGCCGCCCCUCCCGCCAGCCCGCUGCCCAGACCCAAGGCUGUGACGUCUGUUUCCGUGGCCACGGAGCCCGUUGGCUGCCGAACGGCGUCCAGCCAAACGGACCCCCUCCUCCCCCCCGCCGCCGUCGCUGCUGCCGAGGCGGAGGGUCCCAAGAAAAACCCCCUCGCCGUCCCCGUCAAACCGACGCCCGCCAACUACGUGGGCCUCAGCCUGCCGAAGACCGGCGGCCGGGGGGUCGUACACAGCGGCUCGGGGGGGCUGCCGCAGGCGGAGAACGGCGGCGAGGGCCAAGCCGCGCACGGGCUGCCCAGCGGGGUCAGCCCCCGCGUGCAGGCGGCCCGCUACAAGUUCCAGGAACAGGACCAAAACGGCACGGCGUCCCAGAGCCCGCCGGCCCGUGACCUCUCGCCGACGCCCGCCACCCGGGACAACUUCGCCGCCAAGCAGCAGGCGCGCCACACUGUCACGCAGGUCCUCUCGCGCUUCACCAGCCCGCCGGCGGGGGGCGGGGCGCUGCGCCCGGGCCUGCCCCACUCCGCCUCGGAGGGCGGGCCCUUCCCCGGCCGCCUCGGCCAUCCCAUCGGCAUCAAGUCGCCCACGGUGGCCAGGAUCGACCGGGGGAACCCGCCCCCCAUCCCUCCCAAAAAGCCGGGGCUCUCCCAGACCCCGUCUCCUCCCCAUCCGCCCAUCAAGGGGUUGGGGGACAGCGGGCGCUCCCCGGGGGGCGGGCUCAAACCGGCCACGCCGCAGCUGCCGCCCAAACCCGCCCUGGACCUGGUCCCAGCCCUGACGGCCUCUCAGGUGGGUGCCUGCCCCCGUUCCCGCUCAGGCCGGGGCCCUCAUGCGGCGGCAUGCGCAGAGUGUCCCCCCGUCAUCCGCCCCGCCGCCAUUGUCAGUAGCCCCUCCUCCAUAAACCCCCCCUCCACCUCCUCAUCCAUUAGCGCUGCAUCCUCCCGUAGCCCCAGAGCCUCAGCGGGCAGCCCCCUGGCAACAGCAUCAGGCUGGUGUCCCUCCGUAGUCUCCUCUCUAAGCGGCGGAGGGCCUGCUGCCCUGGACGGCGGGCGCUCCCUGCUCCCCCAAGCUGCUUCCCAGGGAAAUGUCACUUUAUUGUCAAUGCUGCUUAACCAACCAGACCCGACCACCAUCACCACCGACACCUCCACCACCUCCACCGACUCCACCACCCCCACCACCACCACGGAGAACCUGCCCACUCUCAUCGACCAAGACCCCCACCUCGACCACCACCAAACCUCCGCCUUGUUGGCUGCUGCUCAGAAUGGACACGCAGAGUGCGUGAAGCUGCUGCUGUCGUCAGGAUCGCCCGCUGACGUCUCGGACGGGAACGGAUUCACACCUUUACACCUCGCCGCCGCCCACGGCCAAAGCAGCUGUGUGGAGGUGCUGCUGUCUGCAGGAGCUGCUGUGGACCGUGCGGCGGCGGGGGGGCAGACCCCCCUCUCCCUGGCCUGUGAGGCGGGGCGGCCGGACUGCGUCCGCGUUCUGCUGAGUGCCGGAGCGGAUCGCUCGCUCGCCACCACGGACGGCUGCACGGCUCUGCACGCCGCCGUGCGCUCCGGACACGUGGACACGCUGCGUCUCCUCCUGUGCCACCCGGCCAAGGCCGACCCCGACGUGACCCCCGACCCUGACGUGACCCCCAACCCCGACUCCGCGCUGGCGCUGCCCGUCGCCCUGCUGAACCGGGCCAACCGCGACGGCUGGACGGCCGCUCACACGGCUGCUGCCCUGGGCCUCAAGGAGUGUCUGGAGGAGCUGUGCAUCCACAGUGAACAGGACAUCGAGAGGAGAGAUAAGUGUAAUCGCACUAUUCAUGACGUGGCCACCGAUGACUGCAAAGAUCUCCUUGAAAACCUCGACUCGUACCGUGUCCUGGUGCGUCUCCAGUGCUCCGGUGGAGGAGCCGCGGGCUCCAUGUGUCCCGGGGAGGCCCCGGAGGAGGAGGAGGCCCGCUCGGUGCUGGGCCGGGUCUCCGUGGACCGCUCCACCCGCUGGUGUCAGCUGGGCUCCGCCCUCGGCCACGCCUUCACCUCCUACCUCCACGCCGUCUGUGGGGGAUCUCAGGCGGCCCGGGAGGAGGCGCAGCGGGCUCCGCUGGGCCUCAGCGCCGCCAGCAUCGCCUCCAUACUCGUAGGAGACACCGAGUGGUCCCCCGGUCAGGAGCUGCCUUCGUCCCCCUGGGACCUGGUCCGAAGGCCCCUCGGCCAGAGCAUCACCGUCCGCCUCAAAGGUCUGUCUGAGUCGUGUCUCGAUGAGUUGGCUCUUGAACACCUCCUCCCGCUGCCGCUGCUGCACAACUACGUCCGCCUGGUGGAACAGUACGGGAACCUGAUCUUUCACGGGCUCGAGGGCAGCUGUCAGGGACCCGUCGCCAGCCUGGUGGCUCGCUGCAUCAAGGCCAAGCAGGAGAUGGGGGGGCUCGCCUGUGACGUGGUGCGGGUGGAGGUGGAGGAGAGCCUGACCAGAGAGCAGCUGCUGGAGGCUUUCAUCACAUGUGGUUUCCUGGUGCCGGCGGGGGCCACUGGUCCCUGUGUGGUGGUGCUGCUGGAGGGGCUGGAGAAGGCCUCGUCCCUAACGGGCCUGCUGGGAGACCUCUGCCACGGUCUGGACGACCGGAGCUCCGCCUCCCCGCUGGUCCUCAGCACCGGUCCCCACCGCUUCGGUGAAGGCAGCUUCCUGAUUGCGACGCUGUCCAAGCCCCGCCUGCAGGGAUCGGAGCUCCGCCUCCAGCAGCAUUUCCGCUGGGUGACGCUGCGCUGGGAUCAGGAGCCGCUGCACGGCCUUCUGGGAAGGCACCUGCGCAGGAAGCUGCUUCACAAGAUGGGGACCGGAGUCUGGUCACCGGAGGGCGCCACAGAGCGCUGCGCCUCGUGGGUGAGCCUCGUCUGGCAGCAGCUCAACGCCUGUCUGUCCCGCCUGGGGACCCACGAGGCGCUGCUGGGCCCCCAGCUCUUCCUGUCCUGCCCCGUCGCCCCCGACAACGCCCAUGCGGUCGUGAGGUGGCUCGCUCGGCUGUGGAACGCCGCGGUCGUCCCCCGCGUGGAGGCAGCCGUCAUCUCGCGGGUGACGUCCAGGCGCUGCCCCGCCCCCCCCUCCUCCUCUGCCCUGUCGCGUCGAUCGUCUCCUAGCAACCGCGGCCUGAGUGCCGGACAGCAGGCCGUGGUGAAGGCCGCCCUCAGCAUCCUGGUCAACAAGGCCGUCCUGCAGGGCUGUCCUCUGCCUCGCCGCGAGAUUGACAGGUACCUGCUGGAGUUUCGGGGCGGGACCUUCCCCCUGUCGGCCAUCGGCUGCUACAAAGGAAGCGGGGGAGGCAGGAAGGGGCGGGACGGCGGCAGGUUGAGGCGGUCCAACACCAGUCCUCGCAAGAAGGGGGGCGGCGCCUUGAGCUGGAGCUCCGGGGGCUCCUUCAGAGAAGGUUCUCUGUCCACCACUGACGUCAGCUUCAUCGCCAUCGGCGACGGCCCCCACAGGGAGGCGGCGGGUCUGACGGCGUUCUCUGAUGACGAGACGGAUUUAAUCCGAGAGCUGAUGACGCUUUGCUCCAGCAGGUCGGAGCCGGACAUCAGCCAGGUAACGACUGCUCAGAUCUCUCGGGCCAAAGACGACUUGAUCCUGUUCUCCGGCGAGGCGCCCCCCCCCCGCGGCCGGGCGGGACCCCCCCUGCCGGCAGCGGCCGCAGACGACGUCCGACCGGCGCGUCAAGUCGCAUCUCCCCGUCCCGAGCAGCAGGGGGCAGCAGCCUGGAGCCUCCACCCGCAGCAGCAGGAACACCACCAACGGCAGGACCCAAAGCAGCCAAUCACACGAGGACAUCUGGAUCCUCCACAGAGACCUGCAGCAGCGCAGCAAGCAGACCCCCCCUCCCCCCUGACCCCCCCCCCCCCCCCCCCCUCACAUAACGUACCCGACGACCUUUGACUUUUGGUAUCUGUACUCGUUAUCCGUACUCGUUACACUGUACUACAGUUGUGUACUUGGGGACCAUAGUUUUCUUCUCUCACAGUAUUUGAAGUAUUUGGUGAGACUUUUAAACGGUUACUUUACUGUUGCCUUAUUCCAGUGUAACAACCUGCUCGUUGUGUGUAGAGGAGACAAAGUAUUUAGCUGGAGGAAGCCGGUACUCGUGUGUACUCGUGUGUACUCGGAGUGAAGUACUGUGGUAGAAGGUCAUCGAAGAGCAACUGGAGACGUCACCUUUUUUUUUUUAGUGAAAAGUGUUUUUGGAUCAAAGAAAGAAACGAGCAGGUUUUUAAUUAUUUUGAGAUAUUCAAGUGUUUAAUCUUUAAAUAGCUACAAGGUUGGUUUAAAUGCCGAUGAAUUGAAUCAGGGUUUUACCAAAUAUAUUUGUAAAUAAGAACUCGUAGGUUUAAAUCUCUAUGGAUUGGUGUACGUGGUGUGACGCUUGUACAGUGACGAACGACGUGUACAAAGUGUUGGUUCUGAAGCGUCACUUGUUUCAGAGUGACGGGCCGAGGCAAUAAGUGAAGAGUCCGAUCAGCUGUAAGCCAUAAGAACCCCCCCCCCCCCCCCCCCCCCCCCCGCACCGUGUUUGAUUUGCUUCCCAUCCACACUGUGCUCUCUUAUCUUUGAGGACGGAUAAUGUUUAUAUAUAAAUACAUCUAUACAUAUGUACAGGAGAGAUUUUAGUCCACCUAUGAUUUUUAAUCGCUGUUUGAAGUUUAAAGAAACGUCUUUUCAAGCACAACAUUAAAAUGUCACUGUUGAAAAUCCCCA
Messenger RNA from Pungitius pungitius (ninespine stickleback), 5654 nucleotides. It is a transcript of the gene cttnbp2, whose product is annotated as cortactin binding protein 2. Gene Ontology annotation, cellular component: actin cytoskeleton. The coding region runs from base 69 to 4838 and encodes 1589 amino acids. The record is from RefSeq and is a predicted model, not a curated record. Gene Ontology annotation, biological process: protein dephosphorylation. Lineage: Eukaryota; Metazoa; Chordata; Actinopteri; Perciformes; Gasterosteidae. Gene Ontology annotation, molecular function: protein phosphatase 2A binding. The transcript has 23 exons.